CGGUGCCGUUUCUGCUCAUUUGUGAAAUAGCUUAACUUUCAGGCUCAAGGCGCCACUUGUGAUUUAGCGGUUACUGUUUGUUAAUCAAAUGCUAGUCGAGGUCGGCGCAACUAGACUGCGACUUUUCCGGGCGGUGAACAUCUCUAAUUGGGCGGCGCCGGCGGCCGGCAGAAUCGUCGGGAACGAGAGGGAAGCGGAGCAGAGCUGUCUGGCGCUGCUUCAGGCCUGCGAUUCUUUCUCAAAAUUAAGUCAAGUUCAAGCCCGCCUUCUCAAAUUCGGCCUCAAUAACAAUCCCCUGGUUCUCACCAAGUUUGCCGGUACUUCCGCUGAUCUGAAAGCCAUCGAUUACGCUUCAUCUUUCUUGUUCUCCCCGGAAUCAGAUACCCGUCUCUACGAUGCUUUCCUCUUCAACACCGUCAUCAGAGGCUACGCUCGGGGCAGCAUUGAUUCGAAAGCCAGAGCUAUACAUAUUUACAGCCUCAUGUUCGAGUAUGGUGUUUUCCCCAAUAAAUACACGUACCCGUUUGUUCUCAAGGCCUGCGCGGCGAUUCAGGACUUGAACUUGGGGAAAUCGGUUCAUGGGUCGGUGUUGAAAUUCGGGUUUGAUGAUGACAUCCAUGUUCAGAACACGUUGGUUCACAUGUACUGUUGUGAUACACACGGGAUCGACUCUGCUCGCAAAGUGUUCGAUGAAAUGCCCAAGUGGGAUUGUGUUACUUGGAGUGCAAUGAUCGGUGGAUACGCUCGGUUAAAGAUGUCUGCAGAUGCAGUCCAAUUGUUUAGGGAAAUGCAGAGUCAUCGAGUUCGCCCUGAUGAGAUCACCAUGGUUGCGGUUCUCUCAGCGUGCACAGACUUGGGCUCUCUUGAACUAGGCAUAUGGGUUGAGUCUUGUAUCGAAGAAGAGAUGAUCCAAAAGAACACCGAGCUCUACAACGCAUUGAUCGACAUGUUUGCCAAGUGUGGUGAUGUCGAUAAAGCCAUUGUGCUCUUCAGGAGCAUGGAUGAGAAAAGAAGUAUAAUCUCCUGGACCUCAGUCAUCGUUGGUCUAGCAAUGCAUGGUCGAGGGACAGAGGCUGUUGCUCUAUUCGAGGAGAUGGUAGGAAGCGGUGUAGCACCAGACGGUGUUGUGUUCAUUGCCUUGCUCUCUGCGUGCACUCACUCGGGCUUGGUAGAACAGGGAAGAGGGUAUUUUCAAUCAAUGAGAGCAAGGUAUGAGAUUGAACCCAAGAUCGAGCAUUAUGGAUGCAUUGUGGAUAUGUUAUGCAGGGCAGGUCUUGUUAAAGAGGCGUUUGAGUUCGUUCAGGAGAUGCCUAUUGAGCCUAACCCCAUCAUUGGGCGUACUUUGAUCAAUGCCUGUCGCGCCCACGGGGAGCUGAAGCUCGGCGAGGAGAUCAGCGCGCAACUGAUAAGGAAUGAUCCGUUGUAUGAGUCCAAUUAUGUGCUGCUCUCGGAUAUUUAUGCUAAAAUGUCUGAUUGGGAGAAGAAGAUAAGUGUUAGAGAGGCGAUGGAGAUGAAGGGUAUGAAGAAGAUCCCUGGAAGAAGUCAGAUUGAAUUGGAGAACGAGAUUCAUAAAGUUGUCCCACACUACUUGUAGUUGAGAUUUUCAUUUCUUGGUAUGCAAUACAUCUUCUAAUUGUUGUCAACAAAUUGGUUCAUCAAAAAAGGAAAGAACCAGUUCCCCAAUCCUGGUACAGGCUAGUUAAAUUGCUGAGUAAUUCCUCAGCAGGCUCAUACAUCUACGCUAAGAUAGAGUUGAUAUUUGGUUUAGAAUAGAAUCGUUGAAUAUAGUUUGAUAUGGAACGAGUUCAUUGUGUUUACUACUAGCAGCUAAAAAUGUCGAUUCAAGGGUGAAUUUAGUCUACCAUUUGAUCUAAAAUCAUACCUCUUUCGAACCAUACGCAACAUUUAAUAUUGAACAAAAAGUACGCUCAUCCUUUUUCUCAAUAGCCUAACCUAACUAGCCCAUCUGUGAACAAGAUUAAAAGAUGUAAAAGGAGUACAACAGCCAAACGAUGGUUAUGAGAAAUUCAAUGACCACCGUUUUAGUUGAUUUUGUUGUUUAUUAUUUUGGUUGAAAAAGACCCUACCAACUAUCAAGGGUCAGCUACUGUUCUAUUAGUCACAUAUCAAGUUCAAUGCCAAAAUGACCAUCGUGCUUGAAUAAUAAGACACAGCAGUGGACGCUGUGUUUUCCUUUUUCCUGAAAGCAAAAGCUUUGAACUUUGAAGGACGACGAAUUACUUGUUCAUAAUUGAGACAUGGGGCGCUUUCACUGGAGUAGGUGAGCUGCACCACUUUCAGUUUUGUCACAGCUCACCAAGUAAGUAAAUAGUCACCAAAGGAUGGAUGGGCCUAUGCGAAAUCAUCUAUCCAAUUCAGGAACAAAAUGGGUGACAUGAUUAAUGGUUUUAUUGGUAGAAUUGGAAUACGCAUUUGUGAAUCCCUCACCAAUAAUUUGGACAAUGACAGUGGGAAGGGAUCAAUGAUGGGUGAAUGGGUGGGUAUCUUGACUCGAUACGGAUCAAGUUUAAUAAUAUUCAUUCGAACAAUGUGCGAGAAUAAAAAACAAGAUAAGACUUACUAGAGAAAGAAGAAGAAAAAAAAAAUGUAGAUAAUGCAUUAACAAGAACACCGCUUAAUCUCGUGAAGGAUUGCAAUAAGUAGUAACUGCAUUAUUUAUGAAUGAAUCAAAAUUAAAAUAAUAUAAAUACGAGGUAAUUUUCAAGAAGAAUUUUGAUAAAAACAGGGUAUAACCCCAGGCAGAACGGGGCGGAUGCAAGAUCCAUUGUUUGGUGCCACACUGUCAAUUAGAUAAGUAAUGAAGUAGAUUAGUGUUAAAUCGAAUCAAACUGGUCGGACUAACACUACCACAUUAAACAAUGAGAAAGAAGAAAGAAAGAAAUUUGAAGCAAGGACAAAAUUGUAUUCAUGAAUGAUGAACUUCUUAACUAUUUGCUUUGUACUUUAGCAAAGAGGAGAUUAGUUAUUUUAAGCAAAAGGGAGGAUAUGUUUAGACAGUUACAAAGUUGACAAAUGCUGAGAACUCGAUGAAUCUCAAAGGUCAUUGAUGUUGGCCUCUCUCUUUUCCCAUUGUUGUUUGUUUUCCCUUUUCUGGGAACUGAGGGUCGGCCAAGCUAAUUGGGCACAUAAAAAUGUUGUUUUUAAGUAAAAUCCAACCCCAUUUUGUCCAGCAAAGACGAUGGCAGCUAGAGACUUCUCCGAUGCCGCCGGCUUCGAGGAGCAUUUCAGGAAGAUAAAAAUCAGAGGGAUCGGAGCAACUUCUUCAAGUUAUCCACGACUGCUAUUGUUAGAGCCACCGCGCGAUCCCUCUGAUUUUUAUCGGUGGCUCUAACAAUAGCAGUCGUGGAUAGCUUGAAGAAGUUGCUCCGAUCCCUCUGAUUUUUAUCGGUGGCUCUAACAAUAGCAGUCGUGGAUAACUUGAAGAAGUUGCUCCGAUCCCUCUGAUUUUUAUCUUCCUGAAAUGCUCCUCGAAUCCAUCUAGCGGUGGGGUAAGGUAGGUCAAAGUUCGGUGAAAUAGUUUAUUGUGACAAAAAACCAACAAAAUUCGGUUCAUUUA
Molecule: messenger RNA, 3577 nt
Organism: Linum trigynum
Lineage: Eukaryota; Viridiplantae; Streptophyta; Magnoliopsida; Malpighiales; Linaceae
Source: the annotation of a GenBank genome assembly